GGGCCUUGGCGGAGCGGGCGGCCGCCGCGGGGCCCCGGAGAGCCGGGCCGGGGCGCACGGGCCGGGCCGGGCCGAGGCGGCCGCCAACCCGGCCUCAGCCGUCGGGGGCCUGGCGAACACGCCUUGGCUACUUUCCGCUCGGAGUUGUGAUCUUGUCUGGGGGGCGGCGCAGGGCCGGGCUUUCGCGGCGAGCUCUCCCGUCGGCCGGGAGGGGGAGCGGCGGGCGGCGGGCGGCGCGCGCCCAGGGGGAGGGGGAGGGGGAGCAUGCCCGGCUGGAGCCGGGCCUCGGGGCGCGCCCCGGCCGCCGUCCCCACCUCCGCCUCCUCCUUCUCCUCCUCCGUCUCCUCCUCCUCCUCCUCUUCCAGUCCCGCCGCCGCUGCAGCCAACAUGGCUGCGCUCCUGAGCCCGGGAGGCGGUCGCUGCUGAGCGCCGCUCGCCGCCCGGGCCCCCAGCCCGCCCAGGCCCCGGCCCAUGGCCCCCGCGGCCUCGCGGACCCCGGCGCGCUAGGGCUGCAGCCCAGGCGCUCGUCGCCCCUAGUCGCUUCGGGGCCCCUCGGCGCAGCCGCCCGCUCGCGCUCCCGCCGGCCUCGGGGAGCCCGGGAGCCGUCCGGCGGGGCGGGGCGGGCCGCCACCAUGGAGCCCCAGCGCCGGGAGCUGCUCGCCCAGUGUCAGCAGAGCCUAGCCCAGGCCAUGACGGAGGUGGAGGCUGUGCUCGGGCUGCUCGAGGCCGCGGGAGCGCUCAGCCCCGGCGAGCGUCGGCAGCUGGACGAGGAGGCGGGAGGCGCCAAGGCGGAGCUGCUGCUUAAGCUGCUCCUGGCCAAGGAGCGAGACCACUUCCAGGACCUGCGGGCGGCGCUGGAGAAGACGCAGCCUCACCUGCUGCCCAUUCUCUACCUGAACGGCGUCGUGGGGCCGCCGCAGCCAGCCGAGGGCGCGGGCUCCACCUCCAGCGUCUUGUCCAUCAUGCCCUCAGACUCAGAGAGCAGCGGCUCCCUCAGCAGUGUGGGCACCACCGGGAAGGCGCCCUCCCCACCACCGCUCCUCACUGACCGGCAAAUGAAUGAGAAGGUGGAGAACCUCUCCAUCCAGCUGCGGCUCGUGACCCGGGAGAGGAAUGAACUGCGCAAGCGCCUGGCCUUCUCUACUCACGCGACCACCUUUGACAAGAGGCCCUACCAUAGGCUGAAUCCCGACUAUGAGAGGCUGAAGAUCCAGUGUGUGCGGGCCAUGUCUGACCUGCAGAGCCUGCAGAACCAGCACACCAACGCCUUGAAGAGGUGUGAGGAGGUGGCCAAGGAGACCGACUUCUACCACACACUCCACAGCCGGCUCCUGAGCGACCAGACGCAGCUGAAGGAUGACGUGGACAUGCUGAGGCGGGAGAAUGGACAGCUGCUGCGGGAGCGCAAUCUGCUGCAGCAGUCAUGGGAGGACAUGAAGCGGCUGCGUGAGGAGGACCAGAAGGAGAUCGGGGACCUCCGGGCCCAGCAGCAGCAGGUGUUAAAGCACAAUGGGUCAUCAGAAAUUCUCAACAAGUUGUACGACACAGCCAUGGACAAGCUGGAGGUGGUUAAGAAGGACUAUGAUGCCCUGCGGAAGAGGUACAGCGAGAAAGUGGCCGUCCACAGCUCGGACCUGAGCCGCCUGGAGCAGCUGGAGGAAGAGAACCAGCGUCUGCUGAAGCAGACGGAAAUGCUGACGCAGCAGAGGGACACGGCCAUCCAGCUGCAGCACCAGUGCGCCCUCUCCCUGCGGAGGUUCGAGGCGAUCCACCAUGAGCUGAAUAAGGCCACAGCCCAGAACAAGGACCUGCAGUGGGAGAUGGAGCUGCUUCAGUCGGAGCUGACGGAGCUGAGGACCACACAGGCAAAAACCGUGAAGGAGUCGGAGAAGUACAAAGAGGAGCGGGAUGCGGUGUACAGCGAGUACAAGCUCAUCAUGAGCGAGCGCGACCAGGUCAUCUCCGAGCUGGACAAGCUCCAGACCGAGGUGGAGCUGGCCGAGUCCAAGCUCAAGAGCAGCACAUCCGAGAAGAGGGCGGCGAGCGAGGAGAUGGAGGCACUGCGACAGCAGAUCAAAGACACAGUGACAAUGGAUGCUGGGAGAGCCAAUAAGGAGGCUGAAAUCCUUCGAAAGCAGUGCAAAGCUCUGUGCCAGGAGCUGAAGGAAGCCCUCCAGGAGGCGGAUGUAGCCAAGUGCCGGCGGGACUGGGCCUUCCAGGAGCGGGACAAGAUCGUGGCCGAGCGGGACAGCAUCCGGACACUCUGUGACAACCUAAGACGGGAGCGGGACCGUGCAGUGAGCGAGUUGGCUGAGGCCCUGCGCAGCCUGGACGACACUCGCAAACAGAAGAACGAUGUCAGCCGGGAGCUUAAGGAGCUCAAGGAGCAGAUGGAAUCCCAGUUGGAGAAGGAGGCCCGGUUCCGACAGCUGAUGGCCCACAGCUCCCAUGACUCGGCCAUUGACACAGAUUCCAUGGAGUGGGAAACCGAAGUUGUAGAGUUUGAAAGAGAGACAGAGGAUGUUGACUUGAAGGCCCUUGGGUUUGAUAUGGCAGAAGGUAUGAAUGAGCCGUGUCUGCCGGGGGACUGUGGCAUAUUCGUCACUAAAGUGGACAAAGGAAGCAUUGCUGAUGGCCGUUUACGGGUCAAUGACUGGCUGCUAAGAAUCAACGACGUGGACCUCAUCAACAAGGACAAGAAGCAGGCCAUCAAGGCUCUCCUCAAUGGGGAGGGGGCCAUCAACAUGGUGGUACGGCGGAGGAAGUCCCUGGGCGGGAAGGUGGUCACGCCGCUGCACAUCAACCUGAGUGGACAGAAAGACAGUGGCAUCAGUCUGGAGAAUGGAGUGUAUGCUGCAGCUGUGGCGCCUGGAAGCCCGGCCGCCAAAGAAGGAUCCCUCAUCGUGGGGGACAGGAUUGUGGCGAUCAAUGGAAUUGCACUGGACAACAAGUCUCUGAAUGAGUGUGAAUCUCUGCUGCGUAGCUGCCAGGACUCCCUGACCCUCUCCCUCCUGAAGGUGUUCCCUCAGAGCUCCUCAUGGAGUGGCCAGAACAUCUUUGAAAACAUCAAGGACUCUGAUAAGAUGUUGAGUUUCCGAGCCCAUGGCCCAGAGGUCCAGGCUCAGAAUAAACGGAACUUGCUGCAGCACAAUAACUCCACGCAGACGGACAUCUUCUACACAGACAGGCUGGAGGACAGGAAGGAGCCAAGCCCCUCAGGAGGCAGCAGCUCCUUCCUGCACAAGCCAUUCCCUGGGGGACCGUUCCCAGUCUCCCCACAGGCCUGUCCCAGUGCCUCAGAGCGCAGUCUGAGCUCCUUCCGCUCAGAUGCCUCUGGGGAACGUGGCUACGGGCUGGUGGAUGUGCACACCCGGCAACCACUGCUGCCUUUUGAGACUGAGGUGGGCCCCUGUGGGGCGCCAGAGCCCCCCCUAGAUAAGGCAGACCCCGAGAGCGCCAGCAGUGGCGGGACCUGGCCCAAGGCCGGACUCAGCUCCACGGCAGGGCCUGAGAAGCUCUCUGUUUACAAGAAGCCAAAGCAAAGAAAGUCUAUCUUUGACCCUAACACUUUCAAACGUCCCCAGACACCCCCCAAAAUAGACUACCUGCUCCCAGGCCCUGGGCCUGUGCACUCCCCCCAGCCCUCCAAGAGGGUAGGACCUCUGACACCUCCAAAACCUCCCAGGAGGAGCGACUCCAUUAAGUUCCAGCACAGGCUGGAAACCAGUUCAGAGUCAGAGGCAACUCUGGUGGGCAGCUCCCCAUCCACCAGCCCCCCGGGUGCACUGCCCCCUGCUGGGGACCCUGGGGAGCCCAUGCAUGCCUCACCCCAUCGCAAGGCCAGGGUCCGCAUUGCUUCCAGCUACUAUCCUGAAGGGGACGGGGACUCCUCCUGCCUGCCUGCCAAGAAGUCCUGUGAUGAGGACCUCACCUCCCAGAAGAUGGACGAGCUGGGGCAGAAGCGCCGCCGGCCUAAGUCUGCUCCCAGUUAUCGGCCCAAGCUCACCCCAGUAGUGAUUCCUGCUCAGUUCCUGGAGGAGCAGAAGUGCAUCCCAGCCAGUGGAGAGCUCUCCGCAGAGCUCCAGGAGUGGUCCCCUUACUCACCAGGGCACUGUGGCCGGCACAGCAACCUCCCACUCUACCCAAGCAGGGCAUCUGUGGGCACUGUUCCCCGGAGUAUGACCCCGAAUACCACCGUAAGCUCCAUCCUGAGGAACCCCAUAUACACCGUGCGUAGCCACAGGGUCGGCCCCUGCAGCUCUCCACCUGUUCCCAGAGAGGUCAGCCCCCAGGGUUUGCAUCCCAGUGUCCAGCACCAGGGACGCCUGAGCCUGGAUCUGAGCCACAGGACCUGCAGCGACUACUCAGAGAUGCGAGCCUCCCACGGGUCCAACUCACUGCCCUCCAGUGCCCGCCUUGGGUCUUCAAGCAACUUGCAGUUCAAGACAGAACGCAUUAAAAUCCCAUUGACACCAAGAUACCCCCGGUCUGUUGUGGGCUCUGACAGAGGUUCCUUGUCACAUUCUGAAUGCAGCACGCCUCCACAGUCACCCCUGAACAUCGACACCCUGUCCUCUUGUAGCCAGUCCCAGACCUCAGCCUCCACGUUGCCCAGGAUCGCCAUCAACCCUACAGCCCUCGGAGAGUGGAGGAAGGACAGGCCCUAUGUGGAGGAGCCACGCCAUGUCAAGCUGCAGAAGGGCUCGGAGCCACUGGGCAUCUCCAUCGUGAGUGGAGAGAAGGGUGGCGUCUAUGUCUCCAAGGUGACUGGAGGGAGCAUUGCUCACCAAGCUGGCCUUGAGUAUGGCGACCAGUUACUUGAGUUCAAUGGCAUAAACCUGCGGAGUGCCACGGAGCAGCAGGCCCGGCUCAUCAUCGGGCAGAAUUGCGACACUAUCACCAUCCUGGCCCAGUACAACCCACACAUGCACCAGCUCAGCAGCCACUCCCGGUCCAGCUCCCAUCUGGACCCUGUCAGCACCCACUCCACUCUCCAGGGCAGUGGUGCCACCACCCCAGAGCAUCCGUCUGUCAUUGACCCACUGAUGGAGCAGGAUGAGGCCCCUGGCACCCCCCUGGCCAAGCAGAGUACCUCCAGUUCCAGGAUGGGGGGAGAUGCCAGCAAGAAGACUGCAGAGCCACGAAUUGUCUUCAUGAAGAAGUCCCAGCUGGAGCUUGGAGUGCAUUUAUGUGGUGGGAACCUGCAUGGGGUGUUUGUGGCUGAGGUAGAGGAGGACAGUACUGCUAAGGGCCCUGACAGCCUUGCGCCAGGGGACCUCAUCCUCGAGUACGGCAGUCUGGACACACGCAACAAGACGGUGGAAGAGGUCUACGUGGAGAUGCUGAAGCCCAAGGAUGGCGUCCGCCUGAAGGUCCAGUACCGCCCCGAGGAGUUCACCAAGGUCAAGGGCCUGCCUGGUGACAGCUUCUACAUCAGGGCCCUGUAUGAUCGGCUGGCAGAGGUGGAGCAUGAGCUGAGUUUUAAAAAAGAUGACAUCCUUUACGUUGAUGACACCUUGCCCCAGGGCACAUUUGGGUCCUGGAUGGCCUGGCAGCUGGAUGAGAAUGCCCAGAAGAUCCAGCGUGGGCAGAUCCCCAGCAAAUAUGUGAUGGACCAAGAAUUCUCCAGGAGGCUCAGCAUGUCGGAAGGCAAAGGCGACAACAGCGCCGCGAAGACACUGUCGGCGGCUGCACGCAGAUCCUUCUUUCGGAGAAAACAUAAGCACAAACGCAGUGGGUCCAAAGAUGGAAAAGACCUCCUUGCCUUGGACACCUUUUCCAACGACUCCAUUCCAUUCUUUGAAGAUUCAGUGAGCCUUGCCUAUCAGCGGGUCCAGAAGGUGGACUGCACAUCUCUGAGGCCCGUCCUGAUUCUGGGGCCUUUACUGGACGUGGUGAAGGAAAUGCUGGUGAACGAGGCACCUGGCAAGUUCUGCAGGUGCCCCCUUGAGGUGAUGAAGGCCUCCCAGCAGGCCAUUGAACGCGGUGUCAAAGACUGCCUGUUUGUCGACUAUAAGCGGAGGAGUGGCCAUUUUGACGUGACCACAGUGGCUUCUAUUAAGGAGAUCACAGAGAAGAACCGGCACUGCCUCCUGGACAUCGCCCCCCAUGCCAUCGAGCGGCUGCACCACAUGCACAUCUACCCUGUCGUCAUCUUCAUCCACUACAAGAGCGCCAAACACAUCAAGGAGCAGAGAGACCCUAUCUACCUGAAGGACAAAGUGACUCAGAGACAUUCCAAAGAGCAGUUUGAGACAGCUCAGAAGAUUGAGCAGGAGUACAGUAGGUACUUCACAGUUUCUUGCUGAUGGAAGAGAGUGGGGUAGUAGUGGGACAGAAGGACCAACUAGCAUAAAACAAGCAGGAAGACAUAGAGUAAAAGGUGCAUUUAUUGGCCUCAAACCUGGGGUCUAACUCAGAGCUCAAUGAUGUGUGUGUUUGGGGGGCUCUCUUGCAGGAGUCAUCCAAGGAGGAGCCCUGUCAAGCAUUUGCACUCAGAUCUUGGCAAUGGUCAAUCAAGAACAAAACAAAGUCCUGUGGAUUCCAGCCUGCCCACUGUAGAAGAGCGCUGUGCUGGGAAAUGACUGCAGUUUGUCACCAGUGUAAAUGCCUGGCCCAGCUUUUUUAGCGACUAAAAAUAGGAGUUCUGUCUUGAUAUAAACACAAAGGGGCAGGAUCCAUGCCGAAGGACUCCAGAAGCACUUCCUUUGUAGACAGAGGACCACAGAUAAAUGGGAUCCGGGCCCAGGCCAGCAGACUGUAUUCCUCUCACACGUGUGCUUUAAGACAAGAAACACAAAAGACUUUUUUAAUAGAGGGGUUCAACAGCAACCUUUCUUUAGCCAGCUGAUCAGAAAUGCUGCAAAGAGAACCUUUCAGAUCACAAGUUUACAAGCCUCUUCCGAGUAUUUGAUUAUGUUUACUUGAACGGCUCAUGCUGUUGGGGCCCAGCCCCUGCCCCCAUCAACCCCUGUGUUGCUUCGGUGUUUGGUGUUUUUCAGUGAAACAAUGUGGGAACCUUGUUGGCAGCUGCUUUGCUUUGUGAGGUUCUUAGCGGUGGGACCAGAGAUUUGACAGACUUCCUGCUCCUCAGUGGCCCCUCUCCUGGAAGGACGUCGUGACUGCAGAUUUUAAGAAACCAGUGCCUUUGUGGGGCUGACUCGCCAGCGGCAGUGUUCUCCCCUUUGUACCAAGGAAGGCGACUUUGCAGUCUUAGAAACUCGUCUCUCAGACUUUCUUACCUGCCCCCAGCGUCCUCUCAUUUCUUCUCUGCGUUUAUUUUCUAAGCGUUCUGUCCAGGCGUCAGUCUCAUGGGUUCGCUGUGACACAGCUAGCUCCAGGCAAGGUGUUUAGAGCUGACACAUGCCACUGGGUCCUCUUUAGGUUCUGUAAAUAGUGAUGGCCUUCAUCAGUGUAAUUUUUGCAGAGUAGUUCUUAUAACUGUAGAGUGAGGCAGGCACACCAGUUCUUUGAUACGAAAACAUUCGUGUUUCAGACUUUGAAUUGAGAGCUCUUAGGGAAAAGAUACUGAUUGGUGUGCUCACUGUCAAAAAUCUAAAGAGAAACUGGGAUCUUUUUGGUCUUGGCUAGAGCACUCAUGGCUCGAACAGUACUCAGUGAGGAUGUCUCUGGGCCCUGCCCUGUCCCACCCCCCCCCCAGUUCUGAUGCUGGAUGUCUCUGGCUGAAGAUUUGAUGUGGUUCCUCCUUAAACUGUGCAUCCUAUUAAUAAUAGGUACUGUACCGGGCUCCGUGUGUCACUGGGGUAGGACCUAUAUUUUAAAACUGUUCCUAACAUUUCAUUUUACUACCAAGAAAUCUUCGAUUUCAUUUUAUUCUUUGUAAUUCUAGACACUAGAUUGUAGUUUAACCAUAUUGACAUUUUUUAAAAAGGGAUAUAUUUUCUUGCACAGUUGUUCAAAAAGAAACAUGCUGCAGCCAUCAGUGCUGCCCUUUGUUCUACAGGUGCCGGUUUUCUAGCUCAGACAACCGAGACAAACGAGGCUGUCUGCAGGUCUUAACCCCAGGCCCCCUGGGGCUGUUGCUCUGAGUCGCAGACACAGGGACUGGGAGGUACAGUGUGCACAGGUACUGUUCUGGCAGACUGGGAUUUUCUGUACUAAAACAUUACUUUGUAUCAAAAGUUAUAAACAGACUUUAGUACAAUAAAUAAAGGUCAUUUUCUGUAACUUC
This is a messenger RNA of Manis pentadactyla (Chinese pangolin), 8191 nucleotides long. It is a transcript of the gene DLG5, whose product is annotated as discs large MAGUK scaffold protein 5. The record is from RefSeq and is a predicted model, not a curated record. Gene Ontology annotation, biological process: regulation of apoptotic process. The coding region runs from base 633 to 6308 and encodes 1891 amino acids. Lineage: Eukaryota; Metazoa; Chordata; Mammalia; Pholidota; Manidae. Gene Ontology annotation, molecular function: protein binding. The transcript has 32 exons.